Messenger RNA from Quercus robur (English oak), 6060 nucleotides. RefSeq lists its product as uncharacterized. Lineage: Eukaryota; Viridiplantae; Streptophyta; Magnoliopsida; Fagales; Fagaceae. The record is from RefSeq and is a predicted model, not a curated record. Bases 4825 to 5862 code for a protein of 345 amino acids. The transcript has 2 exons.
UAGUAAUGUCAGUGGGCAGGUUCCCGACUAAGCCAGACGAAAGGGAAUCCAAGAGAGCCAAAGUGAGUGCCACGCCAUUGAUCGGGUUCACGGAGGAAGACAAGCAAGGAACCCUUCAACCCCACGACGAUGCCCUAGUCGUCACGCUUAGAAUAGGAGGUUAUGACAUGAAAAGGGUGUUAGUUGAUCAAGGCAGCGCCAUGGAGGUAAUGUACCCUGAUUUGUAUAAGGGGUUGAACUUGAAGCCAGAAGACCUGUCGCCAUACGAUUCCCCUCUGGUCAGCUUCGAAGGAAAAAUCGUCAUCCCGAAAGGCAUGAUUAGGCUGCCUGUGCAAACAGACUCAGACGUGGUAGAGGUGAACUUCAUUGUCGUAGAUGCAUACUCCCCCUACACAGUUAUUGUGGCCCGGCCGUGGCUUCAUGCACUAGGGGCUGUGCCAUCAACCUUGCACCAAAAAGUGAAGUAUCCGUUAGGAGGUCAAGUCAAAGAAAUAAUAGGGAACCAAGGAAUGGCUAGACAAUGCAUGGUGUCGGCAAUCUCACGACGACCAAAUAGUGAACCUUCCACUUCAGCCGAGAGCGGCUUAUAGCAAUCAAUGACCCCGAUCCCAACUGCGGGUAGUGGAGGACCGGUCAUGGAGGCGAGCUGUGAAGAGCUGGAGAAAGUACUCGUCGGAUCAGACCCUGAGAGGUUUUUUCAGAUCGGCUCGGAAUUACCACCACAGGAGAAGUCAACGCUAAUUGAUUUUCUUCGACGGAAUGAGGACGUAUUCGCCUGGGAUCCCUAUGAGGCCCCCGGGGUUGACUCAGAUCUCAUAUGCCAUCACCUUAAUGUUAACCCGGCUAUAACACCAAAGAAGCAACCUCCUCGGCGGCCGUAAAAAGAACAUGCAGACGCUGUGAGAGAAGAGGUCGCAAAAUUGAAGAAAGCUGGGGCUAUCAAGGAAGUAUUCUACCCCGAAUGGUUAGCCAACACAGUCGUGGUAAAGAAGAAGAGCGGGAAAUGGCGGGUCUGUGUAGACUUCACGGACUUAAACAAGGCCUGCCCAAAGGAUCCUUUCCCAAUGCCGCGGAUAGACCGAUUGGUAGAUGCGACUGUCGGACACCCCCGAAUGAGUUUUUUGGACGCUUUCCAGGGCUUCCAUCAGAUAUCCCUGGCUGCCGAAGACCAAGAAAAAACCGCUUUUGUCACCCCAGUUGGAAACUAUCAUUAUAAGGUAAUGCCCUUCGGCUUGAAGAAUGCCGGGUCGACCUAUCAGAGGAUGAUGACUAGGAUGUUUGAACAGCAGAUGGGUAAGACUGUUGAAGUGUAUAUAGAUGACAUGGUAGUAAAGAGCAAAUUGGUGGCCGACCACAUCAGAGACCUCGGUGAAGUCUUUCAAAUUCUGAGAAAAUACAAGCUACGACUGAAUGCAUCCAAAUGUUCAUUUGGGGUGGGAUCAAGAAAGUUCUUAGGCUAUAUGGUGACCCACAGGGGAAUAGAAGUCAACCCUGAUCAAAUAAGAGCCAUUCAUAGCCUGCAGCCCCCUCAGAAUCCCAAAGAGGUCCAGAAGCUUACCGGCAUGAUAGUUGUUUUAAACCGUUUCAUCUCCCGCUCAGCGGACAGAUGCAGACCUUUCUUCCUCCUAUUGCACAAGUGGAAGGGCUUCGAGUGGACUGAGGAGUGUGCUUUAGCUUUCCAGCAACUCAAGGAAUACCUCGCCCGACCACCGAUCAUGUCCAGUCCCGAUGCCGACGAGGUGUUGUUCGCAUAGAUCGCAGUAGCCUCUCAUGCGGUGAGCUUAGUGCUAAUCCGAGAAGACAACGACACGCAACGACCCGUGUAUUACGUGAGCAAAUCGCUGCAGGAGGUAGAGACCUGGUAUCUCCCCCUUGAAAAAGCUAUCUUGGCCGUCGUACAAGCCACGCGGAAGCUCCCCCACUAUUUUCAGGCACAUACAGUAGUUGUGCUAACUCAACUUCCGCUAAAAUCCGUCCUCCGCAGCGCCGACUACAUAGGUAGAAUUGCUAAGUGGGGAACGAUCCUGGGCGCCUUCGACAUUAGAUACAUGCCUCGCACCGCCAUAAAAGGUCAGGUCCUCACUGAUCUAGUAGCUGAAUUUGCGGAGCCCACCCUAGAAGGAAUGGAAAUGUCGGGAUCACCAAGUGCUGAUGAGAAACUGAUCAGCAUAGUCUCUCAACAUGAACAUAAUUGGUGGAAAGCACACAUCGACGGAGCAGCGAACCAAAGGGGCUCAGGGGUGGGGCCUGUUCUAGUCUCUCCCGAAGGGAUAACCAUAGAAAAGUCGUUGAGGCUCGGAUUCUCUGCCACGAAUAACGAAGCCGAGUAUAAGGCGCUGUUAGAGGGGAUGUCAAUGAUCCGAAAAUUGGGUGGAAAGUGCAUAAGUAUAUUCUCGGAUUCGAGACUCAUCGUGGGACAAGUGAACGGGGAAUUGGAGGCGAAGGAUGAAAGAAUGCAAAAGUACCUUGCCCGGGCUAAACACCUGCAGACCCAUUUCUAUCACUUCCGCUUAACGCAUAUACCCAGAAGUGGGAACACCCAUGCUGAUUCUUUCGUAACGCUGGCCACCUCCUCGGCUCAGCCCCUUCCGCGGGUUAUUUUAGUUGAAGAUCUCUGCCGCCCAACAACAGAGAAGGCCAACGGAAUUCGAGUACACAACGUCGGGGCAGGACCUAGCUAGAUGGACCCUCUGGUGCUGUUCUUAAAGCAUGACACCUUGCCAGACGAUAAGGUUGAGGCUGACAAAAUCAUGAGGAAAGCUUCUCGAUUCUAGCUGUCUGAGGACUCCAAACUUUACAGACGCUCGUUCUCGGGGCCAUACCUACUAUGUGUGCACCCAAAGGCUACAGAACUCAUCCUGGAGGAGUUACAUGAAAGGAUUUUUGGAAGCCAUACGGGGGGCAGGUCCCUCUCCCACAGGGCCAUGACGCUAGGUUACUGGUGGCCGAGCAUGCAUAAAGAGGCUCUGGAAUAUGUGAAGAAGUGCGACCAAUGCCAAAAGUUCGCCCCAAACAUACAUCAGCUGGGCGGAGAACUUAACCCGCUGUCCAGCCCUUGGCCAUUCGCACAAUGGGGCCUAGACAUACUAGGACCGUUCCCCAAAGUGGCUGGGAACAAGAAAUUUCUUCUCGUCGGCACCGAUUACUUCACAAAGUGCAUCGAAGCUGAGGCGUUGGCAAACAUCAGGGACGUCGAUGUCAAGAAGUUUGUUUGGAAAAAUAUUAUCACUAGGUUCGGGACCCUGCACACCCUGAUCUCGGACAACGGCCUCCAGUUUGACAGCAAAGCCUUCAGAGAAUACUGUAAUGAGCUGGAAAUUAUCAAUCGAUACUCCAUACCGGCCUACCCACAGGGUAAUGGACAGGCGGCAGCCAUCAAUAAAACCAUAGUGAAUGGACUGAAAAAGAGGUUGGUCGAUGCGAAAGGGAGGUGGGUUGAAGUGUUAGCCCAUGUCUUAUGGACAUACCGCACCACGCCUCGCAGGUCCACGGGAGAAACCCCCUUUUCAUUGAUCUACGGAGCUGAGGCUAUCAUCCCACUGGAGAUAAACUUCCCAACACAGAGGACAACUGCCUUCAACCCCAUUGCUAAUAACAGCCUUCUGGAAAAAAGCUUGGAUCUCCUCGAAGAAAAAAGGGAAAGUGUAAUGGUCCACCUAGCAUACUAUCAGCAAAAGCUCAAACAGGGCUACGACGCCAAGGUGAAGUCAAGGCCAUUGGCGCCCGGGGAUCUAGUGCUGAGGAAAGUCCUGGGCACCGCGAGGAACCCUGCAUGGGGAAAGCUUAGACCAAACUGGGAGGGCCCAUACCGUAUCACUUCCGUAGCCGGCAUAGGGGCAUACUUUUUGGAAGAUUUGGAUGAACAUGUGGUGCCACGCCCAUGGAAUGUAAAUAACCUAAAAAGGUACUGUUAUUAAUGAAAGACAUCAUUCUUGACGCCGUAUUACUAUACAGCUACUUGGACUAAGUGUUAAACAGAACCCAAGUCCUGCCUGGCUCCUCGGACCACAGACUUGGGGGAAAUUAACCUCGCAGCGAUUUUCACUAAGUGUUAAACAGAACCCAAGUCCUGCCUGGCUCCUCGGACCACAGACUUGGGGGAAAUUAACAUCGCAGCGAUUUUCACUAAGUGUUAAACAGAACCCAAGUCCUGUCUGGCUCCUCGGACCACAGACUUGGGGGAAAUUAACCUCGAAGCCACUUUCACUAAGUGUUAAACAGAACCCAAGUCCUUCCUGGCUCUUCGGACCACAGACUUGGGGGAAAUUAACCUCGAAGCCAUUUUCACUAAGUGUUAAACAGAACCCAAGUCCUGCCUGGCUCCUCGGACCACAGACUUGGGGGAAAUUAACCUCGUAGCGAUUUUCACUAAGUGUUAAACAGAACCCCAAGUCCUGCCUGGCUCCUCGGACCACAGACUUGGGAGAAAUUAACCUCGAAGCCACUUUCACUAAGUGUUAAACAGAACCCAAGUCCUCUUGACCAACGAGCUUGCUGGAGCUGAUGGAAGGUCAGCCGGGAAAGACUGUACCUGCAAAAACAAUACCAACCCAGGCUUCAUCUCUUCCAGCUAGGUCUCCUCCUCCUGCUCCUCGUCACCCUCCUCGGUCAUCUCCACAACCAGCGCUUCCCAACGCUGCUGAGCAGAAAAGGCGCAGAGAACAGAAGGGCAAGGAGGUGGCGGAUACGAGCAAGUCUCGUCCCACUCGAGAGGAGGAUGACCAACGAGCUGCAAAGCAAUAGAAAACUAAGCACCAAACCACGCGGGGCCAAGAGAAAUCUGAUUCCCCACAUCCUAAGCCACAAGCAUGGUUGCCAGCACCUAUGCACGGUGGGGAGCCCCUGCGAGAUGUUGCCUCUAUAAGGGACUUUAACGGCGGCAUAGGGUGUCACGUAGCCUCGGCCAUAAAGGAAGCCUUAUUGCUCCCGAAAGACAUGGCCGAAAUAAAGAAUAUGAGGAAGAAUGAACUCGUCCUCGACAACAAACGAUAUUUGGGCAUGAUCAUCCAAAAUACUUUCAAGCUAGAUGAGAUGCUCAAUGCCUGUUCCGAUCAGCUAGAUGGCGAAAGGAAAAGACGGGCAACGGCUGUACAGACCUUGUCCAAAUCUGAACAGGACUUGGCCGACGCAAGGAAAAAACUACAGGUCGAAGAGCAAGCUCGUAAGAGCGCCGAGUCAGCAUUAAAAGGCUACCAGAAGCAGGCCGAGGACCAAGCAAGGCUUCUGCGAGAGGCGAAUGCCGAGCUAAAGAAGACUCAGGAGCAAGCUCUUGUUCUUAAGAAGCACCUGGAGGAAACUCAGAAGCUAAGGGAGCAAGCUGAAAAGCUCAAAGAGCAAGCCGAGAAAGCGAAAAUCAAUGCCGAACAGGCAAUGAACGAAGCUGAGCAGAGAGGCUACGAAGUUGGUAUAGCUGAAACUGAGAAGGCUUUGAGAGCCGAGGUUCCAGAGGUAUGCCGAAUCUACUGCGCAAGAACUUGGAGCGAGGCUCUUAACCGUGCUGGGGUUGAGGCCUCAUCCGAGUUACGUAGGCCGGAGAACAUAUAUUAUCCCGAGGCGAUACGCCCCUCAGUUCUUCAACCCCAUCAGGCUGAUGCUCCUUCCCCAGUUAUUAACCUAAACGAGGAGGUUUUGCCUCGCAAUUCUCCUCCUCGCGGCCAACCGGAACCAGCUAAAGAGGGACUUGCCCCUCCAGGAGCUUCCCCAGACAAGACCACCACCGCUUCGGAGGCAGAGACGGCCUCCCAGGGUUUUCAACGGAAAUUGGACUCCACAGUUCUACCCACUGGGAGCAUUACCAAAGCCAAAGAUGGAAUCUCAACUUCGGAGGCAGACCUACCCGCCAGCCAGAACCCACAGAUCUAGUUGAAAUUUAAAAAAGUAAAACCUGUUUUGUAACUUAAUUAGACACUUAGUAGAGGACUUUCUUGCUUAUUUUCUUAUCACUCUUGCGGCUCUAUAUUAUUUUUGCACUCGUUCACUUUGUCAUUGUAAUUUUAGAUGGGUUCAUUUCAACCACCUUCUUGAUUGUAUGCCAACUUGCGUCCAAAGAUCUCCCUCUGA